This is a messenger RNA of Cooperia oncophora, 711 nucleotides long. The record is from the annotation of a GenBank genome assembly. NCBI's taxonomy places the organism in Eukaryota, Metazoa, Nematoda, Chromadorea, Rhabditida, Trichostrongylidae.
AUGAAUGUUUCGGCGUUACCGGCUAGGGAUCCAUACAAGACUGCAAAGAGAUCUGAGAAGCCGCCUGAUGCCUGCACACCCGUCGUAUUGAAGAGAAGCCCAGCCGAAAACACCAAAGGGAAGGACGAGAAAGCUCAUUGUGGAGACACUAAGCCGAAUAAAAGGUCCAAGAUAACUACUAGUGGAGAGGGAGGUGCAGAAGUGAAGAUGAAGAAAAGCUCGCGAAAAGGUGUGACUUCCGCUGAGAAAGAUCAAGUGAAAAAGCCAGAAAAAGGAGGGAUUGUCGCGGAUGGUAGAAUCAAACCCACGAAGAAAAAGACUCUUGACGGAAGCAAAGAGGAUAAUAAGAACCAUCCAAGAUCGCGUUCGAAAGAACCUAGCGCUGAGGGUGACAAGAGCAGAUGUCAAGGAAGAAGAAACUCCAAGAGUCACUCAAGUGACGAGAAGAACAACAACAAAGUAAAAAGGAAAUCCAAAGAACGUGUCUCUGAUGGUGAAAAAGGCGGUAAUUUGCGGCUGAAAAGGCACACGAAAGAAAAUGCUGAAGAAAAUGAUUCUGCCAGGGAAAGGCGGAGAGCAGCGAUGCUCAAGAUGACAAGGACAUACACUGAAGAAGAAGAUGAAGACAAGAAUACGAAAUCAAAGUUGAAGAAGAUUGCACGACGAUUUAUGACCACUGAAGAGGAUGAUGUACGUCAAAGCGUUCAGUAG